This is a messenger RNA of Fraxinus pennsylvanica, 657 nucleotides long. NCBI's taxonomy places the organism in Eukaryota, Viridiplantae, Streptophyta, Magnoliopsida, Lamiales, Oleaceae. The record is from the annotation of a GenBank genome assembly.
AUGGGAAGUGCACUGAGUAAUGCUGCUAAUGGCGUGGGAACUCUGAUUGGCAACGGUUUGGCGGCUCCUUUCAAAGCACUUUUUGGAGGAUCUUGCGAAGGUGUUUGUUCAGGAACAUGGGAUGUUGAAUGCUUCAUAGAGCAUCUCUGUUUCUCCAGUCUAUUCCAAUUGCUGAUGGUUAUGGGACUCUGCUAUUUAACCUUGAUUUUCUUGUACCUCCUGUUCAAGGUGGGAAUCUGCCAAUGCAUAGGGAGAAGUCUGAUUAAGAUUUGUUGGGGUUCAUGUCAAGCAUAUUGGUUUGCAUUGGAAGACAUGACAUGUUUUUUAUGGUACAAGCUAAAGAAUGUAGAACGGGUAAACCAUCGUCGUCGGCGUAGAUUUCAAGAUGUUGAAGUUGGAUAUACGAUUAGUUCAAGUGAUGAAGAAGAUGAAGAGAGGAAGAAUUUAGGCAUGUUAUAUAGUGAUAUCGAGAUGUCAAGUAGUAGGAUGAGUAAAAAGAGAAAGUUUGUUAGGACGCAUAGGCAGCAAGGGCGUGGCCAACAUCAACAUCGACAUCGCCAUGGAAGGAGAAGAUCGAAGAAGAAACAACAGCGAUUUAAUCGUAAUAGACAUGCUGAGCCGACUGCAAUAUCAUUCAAAAAGAGAAGAAUUAUGUGA